This is a messenger RNA of Cebus imitator (Panamanian white-faced capuchin), 3293 nucleotides long. It is a transcript of the gene GDF2, whose product is annotated as growth differentiation factor 2. Gene Ontology annotation, molecular function: cytokine activity; growth factor activity. Lineage: Eukaryota; Metazoa; Chordata; Mammalia; Primates; Cebidae. Bases 216 to 1505 code for a protein of 429 amino acids. The record is from RefSeq and is a predicted model, not a curated record. The transcript is spliced from 2 exons. Gene Ontology annotation, biological process: SMAD protein signal transduction; BMP signaling pathway. Gene Ontology annotation, cellular component: extracellular region.
AGAUAAGAGGUUGGAGCGCGGCAUCGAGGGCCAAAUUAGCACAAGUGGAGGACAAUCCGGCCUGGCGGCAGACAAGAGUGGGCACUGACCAGGACGGUUCCUCCAGAGCAAACAACAGGGAGAUGCCCGCCCGCUCCUUCCCAGCUCCUCCCCGUGCCCGCUAACACAACACGGCCGCCUGCAGUCUCCUCUCUGGGUGAUUGCCUGGGCCCAAGAUGUGUCCUGGGGCACUGUGGGUGGCCCUGCCCCUGCUGUCCCUGUUGGCCGGCUCCCUGCAGGGGAAGCCACUGCAGAGGUGGGGACAAGGGUCUGCUGGGGGAAACACCCACAGCCCACUGGAGGUGCCUGGAGGUGAGCUGCCAGAGCACACCUUCAACCUGAAGCUGUUUCUGGAGAACAUGAAGGUGGAUUUCUUACGCAGCCUUAACCUGAGUGGGGUCCCUUCACAGGACAAAACCAGAGUUGAGCCGCCGCAGUACAUGAUCGACCUGUACAACAGGUACACGUCUGAUAAGUCAACCACGCCAGCGUCCAACAUCGUGCGGAGCUUCAGUGUGGAAGAUGCCAUCUCGGUAACUGCCACGGAGGACUUCCCCUUCCAGAAGCACAUCUUGCUCUUCAACAUCUCGAUUCCCAGGCACGAGCAGAUCACCAGAGCCGAGCUCCGACUCUAUGUCUCCUGUCAAAAUCACGUGGACCCCUCUCACGAUCUGAAAGGAAGCAUGAUCAUUUACGAUGUUCUGGAUGGAACAGAUGCCUGGGAUGGUGCUGCCGGGACCAAGAACUUCCUGGUGUCCCAGGACAUUCGGGAUGAGGGCUGGGAGACCUUGGAAGUGUCCAGCGCUGUGAAGCGCUGGGUCCGGGCCGACUCCACCAAGAGCAAAAAUAAGCUGGAAGUGACUGUGGAGAGCCACAGGAAGGGCUGCGACAAGCUGGACAUCAGUGUUCCUCCAGGUUCCGGAAACCUGCCAUUCUUUGUCGUCUUCUCCAAUGACCACAGCAGCGGGGCGAAGGAGGCCAGGCUGGAGCUCAGGGAGAUGAUCGGCCAUGAGCAAGACAGCGUGCUCAAGAAGCAGUCCAGGGAUGGCUCCACAGAGGCAGGUGAGAGCAGCCAUGAGGAGGACGUGGACAGCCAGGUGGCUGCAGGACCAACUUUAGCCAGACGGAAAAGGAGCGCCGGGGCGGGCAGCCACUGUCAGAAGACCUCCCUGCUGGUGAACUUUGAAGACAUUGGCUGGGACAGCUGGAUCAUCGCGCCCAAGGAGUACGAAGCCUACGAGUGUAAGGGCGGCUGCUUCUUUCCCUUGGCCGAUGAUGUGACGCCGACGAAACACGCGAUUGUGCAGACCCUGGCGCAUCUCAAGUUCCCCACAAAGGUGGGCAAGGCCUGCUGUGUGCCCACCAAACUGAACCCCAUCUCUGUCCUCUACAAGGAUGACAUGGGGGUUCCCACCCUCAAGUACCACUACGAGGGCAUGAGUGUGGCAGAGUGUGGGUGCAGGUAGUACCUGCCUGUGGGGCUGGGGAGGCAGGCGAAAGGGGCUCCUCAUGGGAGGUCCUGCAUCCCCCUAGGCACAACAAGGACUGAUUCUAUCUGCAUGCCAGCCUGGAGGGGGAAAGGGAGCCUGCUGUCCCGCCCCAUCCCCCACCCAAAGCACACACCACCGAUUCAACUGCCAGGGAACCCUAAGGAAAUGGGGGUUUGAGCACAAUGGGAAAACCUGGGAGGGUUGUUGGGGUGCAAGGAGGGGACAAAAAGGAGACAAGGGGAAAAAUAAUCCAGAGUCAUCAGAAAACUGAGCAGCAGUGAGCCGGAGGAGCACAGGCAGGCAGGUGACUGCAGAGACUGAUGGAAGUUAGAGAGGUGGAGGAGGGUGGGCUCAUUCCAAAACCCUGCGGAGUGGAGGGAAGGAGCAGGCCACGCUCCACAUCCAUCACGGCAUGUUAUUUCCCACAACCCAGUUAGAGGGGCAUGGCUUCCAAUUUAGAGACGCAGAGACCAAAACGCAGGCACACGAAGUAGCAUUGAUCAGUGGCAUGAUUCCAACCCAGCUCUGUGGGACCUCAAAGCCCAGGAUCUUCCCAAGUGCCCCACUGCAGUUUAGCAGGUCCUCUCUAGCUAAAGAGCAGUGAGUCACUGGGAGCCCAGGGGUGUUCACUCCAGGCCGCGCUGAGGCUCAUCAGUCACAAGUGUGACUAGGUUACUUGUCACAUCCAGGGCAUGGUCUGGCCACUGUUGCCAGUGCUCACUCAGUGGCCAAAUGUUUUUUAAUAUCUCCUCUGAGGCACUGAGAAACUAUCUCAGGCCAACGGCAGGACAGACAGAGAGGUCAGGACAGCAGCCUUGUGGGCUGCAUGAUACACUGUGACCCCCUCGUGCAGUGCUCCUGCAGCCAGUGGCGCACACGGGACAACUCGCUGUCCAUGGCUGAAACCAUGUGACUGUUUGAGAGGGGGCCACACUUUCCCCUGAGGGGUGGGGCAGCCUGCGGCCGGCAUCUCUGCAGUUACUCAGCAUAGCCAGAUCACCGGCAUAUGGCACCCAGGGUGCCCCCAGCGACAACCCCAUGGAAGGCAGGCCUGGAUUUGAAUUUGUUGGAAUUAAAUGUGCUCAUGCUUUGGUUUUCGAAACAUUCCUAUUUUUAUGCCUUGGUGACAUGUCCUCAAGUGACAAGACUCCAGCCUUCCUGGGGGAGGCCUCCCCAGGCUCUGAAGAGCUACAGUCCUUAUGGGCAGUCACUGGCUCUGCCUGUAUUUGCCGGCUCUCUUGAGUCAUGCAUCCCAGAGCCCUGCCUGGGCUUGGAUUGUGGGACCAGACCCAGCCUCCACAAACCCAAGGGAGGACAUGCCUUCCACGUGCUCAGUGUUUUACCCCCUCCUGGCCAAACAUGGAAUGGGGCGGUGUGAGGAAGAUUCUGCAAGUAGUGGAGAGUGCACCCAUGGCCCUCUGACCUCCAGCCGGAGCAGGGCCUAGGGGAGGCUUAGAGAGGCCAGGGCUGCUCCCCACGGUUGAAGCUCCCAUUUAUUUUUUUUAAACAGUGCGUAUGGGAGGGGGUGGGAAAGCCUUAUGUUAAAUGUUUACAUGGAACCAAUGAACAACUUUAACACGAAAAUACAAUGAAACAUUCUGGUUUAAUUACUGGUGUUAAAGAAAAUAUGAAUUUCUGGUACAUGCCAGGCAGUGUGGUGUUACAAUGCUGUUCCAAGUUGGGUGUUGAGCAUCUUCUUUCAGAACUGGUGGUGUUUCUGUGCCUGCUUGAAAGUCUCACUUGGAAAUAAAGUCAAAUGUCUAA